This is a messenger RNA of Catharus ustulatus (Swainson's thrush), 2384 nucleotides long. It is a transcript of the gene HTRA3, whose product is annotated as HtrA serine peptidase 3. The record is from RefSeq and is a predicted model, not a curated record. NCBI's taxonomy places the organism in Eukaryota, Metazoa, Chordata, Aves, Passeriformes, Turdidae. The coding region runs from base 175 to 1575 and encodes 466 amino acids. The transcript has 9 exons. Gene Ontology annotation, cellular component: extracellular region. Gene Ontology annotation, biological process: proteolysis. Gene Ontology annotation, molecular function: serine-type endopeptidase activity; protein binding.
UCUGCGGCCUGCUCCGCCGCCCGCUGAAGCGCUGCCCGGGCAGAAGGCGCUGUCCUGCCCGAGUGUGCACAAAGCCCGCCUUCCCCUUCCCUCGCCGCGAUCGCACCUUCCCGCCUCCUGCCCCGGCGCCGGGCGGGCUCGUACCCCGCUCCGCCGCCGCUGUCCCCGCCGAGGAUGCGGGUGUCGCUGCUGAGCCCGCUGCUCCUGCUGUCCCUCAGCGCCGGCCCGCACGCCGCGGAGCUCCAGCUCGCCCGCGCCAAGUGCCCGGCCCGCUGCGAUGUGUCCAAGUGCCCCAGCCCCAGCUGCCCCAGCGGGUACGUCCCCGACCGCUGCGGCUGCUGCCUCAUCUGCGCCGCGGGCGAGGGGGACUCCUGCGGCCGCAAGGAGGACCCGCCCUGCGGGGACAGCCUCGACUGCCGCUACCCCAUGGGCAAGCGCUUCGCCAAGGGCGUCUGCCAGUGCAAGCUCAGCGCCCAGGUGUGCGGCAGCGACGGCCGGACCUACGACAACAUCUGCCAGCUGAAGGCGGUGAGCCGCAAGGCGCUGCAGCACGGGCUGCCCGCCGUCGCCCAGGUCCAGAAGGGAGCCUGUGAAUCGGGUCACCUACAGUCCAGCAGUCCAAGAUACAAAUUCAACUUCAUAGCUGAUGUGGUAGAAAAGAUUGCACCUGCAGUUGUGCACAUCGAACUCUUCCUCAGGCACCCUCUCUUUGGUCGAAAUGUUCCCCUUUCCAGUGGAUCUGGGUUUAUUAUGUCUGAUUCUGGUUUAAUUGUGACCAAUGCCCAUGUGGUGUCAAGCACAAAUGCAAUAUCAGGGAGACAACAGCUGAAGGUACAGCUUCAAAAUGGAGAUACCUAUGAAGCAACCAUCAAAGACAUUGACAAGAAGUCUGACAUUGCCACAAUAAAGAUUCACCCCAUGAAAAAACUACCAGUAUUGUUACUGGGACACUCUGCUGAUCUGAGGCCAGGAGAAUUUGUGGUGGCAAUUGGAAGUCCAUUUGCCUUGCAGAACACUGUGACAACAGGUAUUGUCAGCACUGCUCAGCGAGACGGCAAAGAGCUGGGCCUGCGGGACUCGGACAUGGAUUACAUCCAGACAGACGCUAUCAUUAAUUAUGGCAACUCUGGAGGACCUCUAGUUAAUCUGGAUGGUGAAGUGAUUGGGAUUAACACCUUGAAGGUCACAGCUGGAAUUUCUUUUGCUAUUCCUUCAGACCGCAUCACUCAGUUUCUCACAGAGUCACAGGACAAACAAAGUAAAGAUGGGAAGAAACGUUUCAUUGGCAUCAGAAUGCUCACAAUAACACCUGCCUUGGUGGAGGAACUGAAGCACAGUAAUGCUGAUUUUCCUGAUGUCAGAAGUGGAAUUUAUGUACACGAAGUUGUUCCAAACUCGCCUUCUCAUAGAGGAGGGAUCCAAGAUGGAGAUAUUAUUGUGAAGGUCAAUGGGCGUCCUUUGAUGACUUCCAGUGACUUGCAAGAGGCUGUGAUGAAUGAAUCACCUCUACUACUUGAAGUUCGAAGAGGAAAUGAUGACUUGCUAUUUAACAUUGAGCCUGAGGUUGUCAUGUAAAUAGAAUUGAGGAAGCUCUCACCAUAAUUAAACUCACUUAUUCUGGAACACUAGAUACCUCCUUUACAGCUAAUUAUACUUCCUCUUGACUAAUGACAAGGUGGACUAACUUAAUUGCCUGAGCCAUUUCUGUACAUAGUAGCUAGAAUGACUUCAAAGAUGCCAUUUACAGAAGAUAUAAAUUUCAAUGAAACUUAAAAACUGUGUUCUGGGGAGGAGGAGAAAAACAAAUUUUGAGUAGCUGGUAGAAAUGGGUCCCACUUUGUGUACCUGCAGAUGCAGAGCAGAUUGAGUUCUGUAUAUUGAAAGAUCCAAAUACUACUGUGAGCAAGUAUAUAAAGGGGAAAUUAUUCUUAAACUACAGUCAUGGCUGCAGCUGACCCAAGCUAUUGCAAUGCAAAAUUGAGUUCUUUUUUUUUCUUUUUAUGUAACUUUUUCAAUGUGAACCUAUUAUUGUUAGUGCUUCAGCGCUCCAUGUCAGUGCAGGUAGAUGAAAUCUGUAAAUAUUGAAAGGAACAAAAAUGGUGUCAGGCUAUAGAGUGUUACACCUAGGUCAUGCGAUUUUUGGAAUAUAGUAAAUGAUUCUUAUAGAAUUAAUGCCUUAUAUAUAAAUCAAAACGAUGUGCUGAACAAAGUUAAGUUUGAGAAAGUGCACAGUUUUUUACGAAUUUAUACAAACUUGUUUUGCAUUUUUACUGAUAAGCUUUGCUGUAAAAUUGUUACACUACUUUUGGCUUUGACUGUGUAUGUUUCUACUGUAAGGAGAUUAAAGUUUACACAAAUACUCUGUUGAUGUAGACCUCUUUUUA